UUCAGCCUGCGGAGGUCAGUCACAGUUCAGCGGUCACAGCUGCGCUGAGAGGCGGAAGAAGACGCUCUCAGUGCGGCAGCAGUCAGUCAGCGAGUCGGUGAGUGAGGAGCGGUUAGCUGUUAGCUGCUAUGAGAUGUUAGCAUCAGAGAUCCAGGAAGUAGCUGUUAGCUGUUAGCUGUUAGCUCACCUUUAGUUACCUCCACCGGGUUGUUGUUGAAGGAAACCCGCCGCCAGCUUCACUACCAGGUGUCCGGGCGUCCGGUCGCGACUGUACUUUUGGUCAGGAUCUGCACUGUUUGGCUGUAAAUGUGACAGACGCCAUCACCAACACAUCCAGCCUCGCUAUGGGUCAGGACAGGGGGAAGUAUGAUUUCUACAUCGGUCUGGGACUGGCCGUCAGCUCCAGCAUCUUCAUUGGAGGCAGCUUCAUCCUCAAGAAGAAAGGACUUCUGCGGCUGGCCAGGAAGGGCUCGAUGCGAGCAGGUCAGGGUGGUCAUGCAUAUCUGAAGGAAUGGCUCUGGUGGGCCGGUUUACUAUCAAUGGGAGCUGGUGAAGCAGCUAACUUCGCAGCAUAUGCCUUCGCUCCAGCGACCCUGGUGACCCCACUGGGAGCCCUCAGCGUGCUCGUCAGUGCGGUACUGUCGUCGUACUUCCUGUCGGAGCGGCUGAACCUGCACGGGAAGCUGGGCUGCCUGCUCAGCAUCCUGGGCUCCACCACCAUGGUGAUCCACGCUCCAAAGGAGGAGGAGAUCAGCAGCCUGGAGCACAUGGCCAAGAAGCUGGUCGACCCAGGGUUUUUCAUCUUUGCCACCCUCGUCAUCAUCGUGGCCCUCAUCUUCAUCUUCGUCGUGGGUCCCCGUCACGGUCAGACCAACAUCCUCGUCUACAUCACCAUCUGCUCAGUGAUCGGGGCGCUGUCGGUGUCCUGCGUCAAAGGACUGGGCAUCGCCAUCAAGGAGGCGAUCGCCGGGAAGAAUGUGGUGAGGAACCCGCUGGCGUGGAUCUUGCUUCUGGGUCUGGUGGCGUGCGUGAGCACGCAGAUCAACUACUUGAACAAGGCCCUGGACAUAUUCAACACGUCCCUGGUGACGCCCAUCUACUACGUGUUCUUCACCACGUCCGUGCUCAGCUGCUCCGCCAUCCUCUUCAAGGAGUGGGGUCACAUGGGUACGGGCGACGUCAUCGGCACCCUCAGCGGCUUCCUCACCAUCAUCGUGGGGAUCUUCCUGCUCCACGCCUUCAAAGACGUCAGCGUCAGCUUGGCGUCGCUCGCCGUGUCCAUGAGGAAGGAGGAGCGGGCGUUUCCAGCGGCCAACGGCAUGGCGUCCCACUACGACCUGCUGCAGAACACCGAGGACAUGGAGGACAGAGAAAUGGGUUUGCCUUUCGACAGCGUCUCCAGAAGAAACGGGGCGAUGACGUCCUCGUUGGAUCAUUGAGGAACGCUCUCUCAGCUGCCUACUGACUCACCAACCAUGGCGUCGUUGUUGCUCACGACGACAAUCAGACAAUCAACUGUGCGGGGACGUGGACGGACCAGUGGAUUGUAUUUAAUGUUUUAAUUUGCCUUACUUCUCUCAGAAUAUGAGCCGUCAUAUUCCGUUAAUUUCAUUCCUCUGUAGCGCUGUAAAUAUGAGUUUUUUUAAAAGAAAUGUUUUGUUAUAUGUACAUGCAUAUUCAUGCACUGACUUACUUUCUAUAAAUCAAAAGGUUUUAAUAAUAUAUAUUCUAUAUGAGGUCCUGCUGACGAUGACGACAUUUAAAAAGAGGACGGUCACUAUGAUUUGAGUUUUUCGUGAUACUUGAACGUAACAAACAUUUGAGUUGGAGGUCGUUCUGAACUUUUGUUUUGUAGCGUUUACAUGAGAAGCUCCGGAGAUGAACCAACAGAUUUGUUACAUAUUUAUUGAAUUAAAAUGAUUAAAACAUUUGAAAACACAAGGCACGGUGAAUAAAUGCUUAACAUGA
Messenger RNA from Sebastes umbrosus (honeycomb rockfish), 1968 nucleotides. It is a transcript of the gene nipa2, whose product is annotated as NIPA magnesium transporter 2. Gene Ontology annotation, biological process: magnesium ion transport. Gene Ontology annotation, molecular function: magnesium ion transmembrane transporter activity. NCBI's taxonomy places the organism in Eukaryota, Metazoa, Chordata, Actinopteri, Perciformes, Sebastidae. Gene Ontology annotation, cellular component: membrane. Bases 345 to 1439 code for a protein of 364 amino acids. The transcript has 6 exons. The record is from RefSeq and is a predicted model, not a curated record.